Effrenium voratum is the source of this 1383-nucleotide messenger RNA. Lineage: Eukaryota; Dinophyceae; Suessiales; Symbiodiniaceae. The record is from the annotation of a GenBank genome assembly.
AUGCUCAUUCCCGCCAUCGUUGACGUUGCCCAGAAGAACGCCGACUGGCAGGCCUUUGUCUUUUCCGCACUCCUGACGGGAAUGAUAGGGAUGCUGCUGUCGCUCGCGGUCGGCGGUUCGCUUCGCGAAGGACUCGACACUCGGCAGACCUUCAUUCUCACCACACUUUCUUGGGCAUCGCUGCCGGCCUUCGGUGCAUUGCCUUUCCUGUGGCUUGGCAUCGGUUAUGCCGACGCGGUAUUCGAGGCGGUUUCCGGCUUCACGACAACCGGAUCGACGGUUCUCACCGGUCUUGACGGGUUGCCGCCAGGGCUGCUCGUCUGGCGUUCCAUGCUGCAAUGGAUGGGCGGUGUCGGCAUUAUCGUCAUGGCGAUCGUUCUGCUGCCGUUCCUGAGGAUCGGCGGAAUGCAGCUGUUUCAGAGCGAGAGUUCCGACCGAUCGGAAAAGAUUGUCAGCCGGUCGGUUGAACUGAUCCGCCUGAUCGGCCUGGCCUAUCUGUUCCUGACCGUUCUUUGCAUAGCGGCUUACCUGGCAACCGGCAUGGAGCUAUUCGAUGCCUUCAACCAUGCCCUGACAACGAUUGCGACCGGCGGGUUUUCCACGCAUGACCAGUCAUUCGGGUAUUUCAAGAAUCCUGCGUCAGGCUGGGUAGCGGUGCUGUUCAUGAUUGUCGGCGCGAUGCCAUUCGUUCUGCUCAUUCAGGCUCUUCGCGGACGUCCUUUGCAGUUGUGGCGGGACCCGCAAGUGCGUGCGCUGCUGGGAUUUCUUGCACUCGUGUCACUGACGCUUACGGUUUAUCUCGGCAUCAACAUGCGCUUUCCGUUCGAGGAAGCCUUGUUGCGCUCAACGUUCAAUGUCGUCUCGAUCGUCACGGGAACCGGUUACGCUCUGGGAGAUUUCACCCAAUGGGGCGCCCCGGUCGUCGGAAUUGCUUUUUUGCUGAUGUUUGUCGGCGGCUGCACCGGCUCAACGACCGGCGGUAUCAAGAUUUUCCGCUUCCUGGUGUUUUUCGGUACUGUGCGCGCGCAUUUGCGGAGGAUGGUACGUCCACACCGCAUCAUGUCCGAAGAAUACGCCGGGACGCGCCUGACGCCGGAGCUCUCUUUUUCGGUCCUUGCUUUCCUCGUAGUCUAUAUGGGGUCGGUCGGCAUCAUCACCGUGGCACUUUCCUUUUUUGACCUGGAUCUCGUAACCGCGAUUUCGGCCGCUGCAACGUCGGUGGGCAACGUGGGGCCGGGCCUUGGUCCUGUCAUCGGUCCGGCUGGACAUUUCGCACCGCUGCCGGACGGUGCCAAAUGGCUGCUCUCCUUUGCCAUGCUUGUCGGCAGACUCGAACUCUUUACCGUCCUUGUCCUGCUGGAUCCGGAUUUCUGGUCGAAAUAA